Molecule: messenger RNA, 1266 nt
Organism: Striga asiatica
Lineage: Eukaryota; Viridiplantae; Streptophyta; Magnoliopsida; Lamiales; Orobanchaceae
Source: the annotation of a GenBank genome assembly
AUGUAUAUUCUAGUGGUGGCCGCCACCUGGCAUCUUCUCCUUAAUUUUGUCCAUCAUACCCUUCUUCUCAUGAUGCUCUUCGUACCCAUAACCACCACUCGGCUGAUCAACCUGCCCCUCCUUGUGACCGCCGGGCAACUUCUCCUUUAUCUUCUCCUUUAUCCCUUUCUUCCUCCUCCCGCCCAUUCCCAAUUUUCGGACCACAACUAUAUAACUAUAGCGGCGGUGGUGGCCGCCCAAGCCGCCGCCGCCGGCCGCCAUCCCGGUGGCCAUCCCUCCUCCGUGAGUCCCAUACGCUCCGCCAGUGCCGGUGGUGGUGCCGCCAUAUGGAUCCGACCCGAUGGCGCCGUACUGUUCAGUCCCGAUUCCUCCGCCGGUGCCGGCGCCGUACUGGCCGGCCUCUCCACCACGCUGGAUUGGGUUGCCGUACUCGUCGGUCUGCCUCCCGUACUCAUCGGUCUGCCUCCCAUAGUCGCCGCCGCCGUAUUGAGCCAUGGAUUAUAUAGAAGAAAUCGAGAAGUGGUUACUAGAAAGUGGUUUGAUGGUGAGAGGAGUACGUGUGUCAGAGCAGCCGUGAGGAGUCGACACGCGAACGCUUACCAAAAAGCAAAAACCCUAGCUAGAGAAAUUGAAUGGAUUAGCGAGAAUAACUUAAUCACAAGAAAACAACGAGAAGAAACCAAGGAAAUUCAAGAGUGCAAGAAUUCAAAAGGUGCAAAGGUGAAACCCUUUGAAGUCGAAAAUAUCCAGUACUUAUAUGAAGUUCUUGUGACCGUUGGGCGAAAAGAGGGGCACGUGCAUUAUACGCUUCCCCCAAACAACAAGCUGCGCCUUUCCACCUGCGCACCAAUCUUCAUCGAACACGGAGAGAACAGUUGGGAUAGAGAUUUAGUUCUACAAACCUUUUAUCCAUUUAUUGCAGAGGAAAUCUUGAAGAUCCCUCUAAGUCAAUGUGGCACUAGAGACAAACUCAUCUGGCAUUGGACAAGAAAGAUACUUAUUGUCAAUGCCCACUCUUCUAAAAGGGGCUGGAUUGGAAUGAAAGGAACACUAUGGAAGGAUGGCAAAACUUGGGAUACUUGGUCUGGAGCCAAGAAGUUUUUAGGCCCUCAUGAAGAAACGUGGCUGAGGACACUCAGAUGGGUACUAGAAGAGGGCAAGAGAAGAAAUAUUGAUGGAAUUUGUUGCUGCCUCAACAACAAGAACUUGUCUGCAAGAAGGGUGGAAGACGAAGACGGAAGAACCAUGGAAGAGAAAGUAACGUGA